Messenger RNA from Punica granatum (pomegranate), 1575 nucleotides. The record is from RefSeq and is a predicted model, not a curated record. NCBI's taxonomy places the organism in Eukaryota, Viridiplantae, Streptophyta, Magnoliopsida, Myrtales, Lythraceae.
GGCAUGCAUUAUUUGAAAAAAAUUAGGAGUUCGGUUCGAGUUUUGGAGAUUGUGGUUGUAAUCCAAGAAUAUCGAGUGGGAUAUAAAGUUGUUUCGAUCAACGUCUGUAAAACUUUAACCGGAAAGUGAUUAUGGGGAAUCCUUCUACUACAGAACACUGUAGUUCUGAUUUUCUCCUGACUUCUGCAUUGAGAUAAAAAUGGCUCUUACUUAAAAGAGAGCCCAUUGAUUAGUUGAGCGCGAAAUCUCACGGAAAGCCUCGACUUGGCGCGCUGAAAUAUCAACUGGGUCGUCAUCCCUUCGCUUCUCCUCUCCAUUCGUCGAUUCUAACCAUUCGAUUGUUGAGUUUGAGUGAAUUCCCAAUGAGCCUGAGAUUGAGAACGCUGUCUGUAAAUCCGACAAGCCCCGCAAAUCCUGAGAAUGACACGGCGGGGAAGCAGACAAGGUUUGAUCUUGGAAACGGAAGCGAGGUCCUCUACGUGCCCCGGUUCUUGCCGAGCGAUAAAUCAUGGGAACUCUUCGAUUACCUCGACAGCCACAUUCCCUGGACCCGACCCACCAUACGGGUCUUCGGCCGCUCCUGCGUUCAGCCGAGGGACACCUGUUACGUAGCGAGCGCAGGCCUCCCCGACUUGGUUUACAGUGGAUAUUCGCCCCGUGCCUAUUUGUGGGACGAAUUCCCUCCACUUAAGGAGAUCUUGGAGAUGGUUCACAAGGCGCUUCCUGGGAAUAGAUUCAAUAGCUUGCUGCUGAAUCGGUAUAAAGGUGGGAAUGACUAUGUGGGUUGGCAUUCUGACGAUGAGAAGCUUUAUGGCUCAGCUCCUGAAAUCGCCUCAGUCUCCUUCGGUUGUGAACGCGAGUUCUUUCUGAAGAAGAAACCGAGUAAAAUUUCUCAUGAUUCCUUUGAGCAGCUGUUCGAACCGAUGGCGAGCCUGCAAGCAAGAGAGCAAGGAAGAACACUGAUUCAGAUCAGCGAUCAUUCAUGCUAAAACACGGCUCGAUGCUGGUGAUGAGAGGCUACACGCAGAGGGACUGGAUCCACUCUGUUCCUAAACGUGCCAAAGUGGAAGCCGUCCGAAUUAACCUGACCUUUAGGCAUGUCCUUUCGUAGCUGUCCUCUUGCUUCAAUCAUAUGAGACUUCUCGGCAUGUCCUUGAGUGGACUUACGGAUAUAGAUAUGGAAAACUUGAGUCACAGACAGAUAUGCAUAAGCAGCUUUGGUUUAUGAUCUGAAGAAGCAGUGAUUCUGCAGAAUAUGAUAUGGUCGAUGUAUCCUGCUUCCCUUGAAUGUGUAUACAUGGGGACCUCCAACCAUGUUAUGCAAAUGGACUGCUCGGUUUGAAUCGACGAGAGGAUGAAUUUGCAGCAGCUUUGAUCUAAUUUCGACAAAUGUUAUGUUCGAGCAUGGACUGCUUCGCGCACUCUCUUCGUACAGUUCGUGCUUAAGUUUUCCCAUAGCGCUAUCGAUUGUUUCAUGAGUUAUGUUGCUGAUGGAAAAUGAAACUAUUGCGAAGAAAAUUUCGAUUUCACGGCAAAUAGAUUGUUAAUUAAUAGUUGAGAUAUAAAAUAAGUAGA